UACAUUAUUAUACUCUUUGGUGGUAGGUACUGUAAAUAAAUUGUAAUUGUAAACUCAACAAAAAUAUCAAAUUAAUAAAAAUAAGACGUCGCGUCGUGCUCUUGAGUAGUCGUUAAUUAAGUUAAUAAAUUCAUAAAAUGUUGAACCGUUUAAAUAAAAUUCUGUUUGAUUUAAGUAACCUAACUCCAGUUAUUUUUAAUGUUCAAACUUUCCACACAACGACAACGAGAACAGCUUGGUCAAAAUCCAAUUUACCUAAAAAAUUUAUUGCUUAUAAUAAAAAAAUAUAUCCUCCACAAGACCCACAAGAAGAACCACGACCUGCGUUUGUGUGCCACCAAAAGACAAAUUUAAAAUAUAGUCACGAAAAGCUGUGGUACAUUGCUUGUUUUGUGAGAGGUAUGACAGUGGAUGAAGCAGUGAAACAAUUAUCUUUUGUCAAUAAAAAAGGUGCUGGAUUUGUUAAGGAGGCAAUACUUGAGGCUCAAGAACUUGCUGUCAAGGAUCAUCAUGUUGAGUUUAAAAGCAACUUAUGGGUUGCGGAAUCCUUUUCUGGAAAAGGUCCUGUAAUAAAGGGUAUCAGGAGACAUGCAAGGGGAAGACUUGGGGAGGUACGCUACCAGUAUUGUCACUACUUUGUAAGACUUGAAGAAGGGAAACCACCAGUGGAUUACUAUAAAAAAAAUCCCUUGCCACCACAACAGCAACUUGAUUUGUGGAUGGAACAGAUGAGGAAACGAAAGAUUAUCAACUCAUUCUAGAGCGAGACACAUGUAAUAAUUAUAGAUAUUGAUUAUAGUUGAAUAUACUCUUAAGUUGUAAA
Molecule: messenger RNA, 823 nt
Organism: Leptidea sinapis
Lineage: Eukaryota; Metazoa; Arthropoda; Insecta; Lepidoptera; Pieridae
Gene: mRpL22
Product: 39S ribosomal protein L22, mitochondrial
Exons: 3
Coding region: 138-761 (207 amino acids)
Biological process (GO): ribosome assembly; translation
Cellular component (GO): mitochondrial large ribosomal subunit; ribosome
Molecular function (GO): structural constituent of ribosome
Source: RefSeq, a predicted model, not a curated record